Molecule: messenger RNA, 1481 nt
Organism: Myotis daubentonii (Daubenton's bat)
Lineage: Eukaryota; Metazoa; Chordata; Mammalia; Chiroptera; Vespertilionidae
Gene: ZPBP
Product: zona pellucida binding protein
Biological process (GO): binding of sperm to zona pellucida; acrosome assembly
Cellular component (GO): zona pellucida receptor complex; acrosomal vesicle; extracellular region
Source: RefSeq, a predicted model, not a curated record
CCAUCAGCCCCGGGAGCAUCCGGGGGCCCAGCAAUGGCCGCAGCGGGAAAGCGGCUGCAGGCGGGGCUGCUCCCUCGGCGGCUCCGGAACCUGCUGGGGCCGCGUGUGCCCGGGCCACGGUGGCCUGGUGGUCAGGGCCCCUGCACGGCCAGCGGACCGAGGCCCGGCCGCCAUGUUGGCCUGGCCCCGCCCCCACCCGCCGGAAGUGGCAACCAGCACUUCCGGCCGCCAUUGUUCUGCGGGCCUCCAUUCCAGUUCGCCGCUGACGGGCGAGCAAGCGCGGGGCUGGCUAACGACCGCCGGGGUCCGCGGAGUCCACGGUCGGCAGGUGGCGGGCGGCGGGUGCGGAUGGAGGCCUGGGCCCCGGGCCUGGCGCGGCGGGGCCGGCGGCGGGCCUCGGGCUCCCCGCUCCCCCGGGCCGCCCUGGUCCUCCUGCUCUCGGCCUUCCUCCUGCGGGCGCCCCCGGCAGUUGGAUAUCUGAUUCGAUUACCAAGAGGUUUUAGCUUGACCCAAGAUUCGCUGAAAAUAGUGGGAUCACCAAAUUAUCCAGUGAAGGUAUAUGUUAUGGUCCAUCAAAAAAGUCCACACGUGUUAUGUGUAACCCAGAGGCUGCGGAAUACGGAGCUGAUCGACCCCUCAUUCCAGUGGCACGGGCCCAAGGGGAAGAUUAUCUCAGAAAACAGCACCACACACAUAACCACCACAGGGAGCCUGGUGUUCCAGGACUUUGAGGAGAGUAUGACUGGCGCUUACACGUGCUUCCUGGAGUACAAGCCUACCGUGGAGGAGGCGGUUAAAAACGUCCAGCUCAAGUUCAUUGUGUACGCGUAUCGUGAGCCGCACUUUUAUUACCAGUUCACAGCGCGAUACCACUCGGCUCCUUGCAAUAGCAUCUAUAACAUUUCUUUUGAGAAUAAACUUCUCCAGAUUUUAAGCAAACUGGUUCAUGACAUUAAGUGUGAAGUUUCCUUACAGAAGUCUGAAUGCCAUCAUGUUAAAAUGCAAAAAGCUGGUUUUCAAAAUGAAUUGUUUUUUAAAUUUGCAGUUUCAUGUAUAGAUACUGAAAAAGAACCCAAGCCAUGUGACGACAAUACUUGCGACCAUUCCAGAAGGCUGUCUAAGGCUAAAAAUCUCAUAGAGAGAUUUUUUAGUCAACAAGUAGAAGUUCUCGGCCGACGUGCCAGCCCAUUGCCUCAGAUAUACUACAUUGAAGAUACCCUGCAGAUGGUGUGGAUCAACCGCUGCUUUCCCGGCUAUGGAAUCAGUGCCGCGAAGCAUCCCAAAUGCCCCGAGUGCUGCGUGAUCUGCAGCCCCGGCUUCUACAACCCCAGCGACGGGACGCACUGCCUGCACUGCAACAGCAGCCUGCUCUUCGGGGCCAAGACCUGCCUGUAGGCGCCGUGCUGUGGGGCUUGUCACAUGGACGUACAGUUUUGAAAUAUUAAUUCAUAAUAAAUCACUAUUAUGCAAAAUUAAAUGUA